AUCUCCUUGUCUUUUUCACUUCGUCAUCUAUUGUUCAACGUAAAAAUAACGAAAGAGGUUACGCCGUGACGUGACAUUGAGCGUUUCGUAGGGUUUUGCUCCAGCUGAUCCCGUUACAUUUGGAAAGAUGGCCGUUAAAAGUCCUGUUUUUAGGGGCUGAACUUAUUUCUCUUCAGCUAAAGAAAAAAAAAUACGUUGUAAGCAAACCGUGGAGAGACAAAGGCGUUGAAAAGAAACGGGAGAAGUAUGCCUAGAUUGUCAUAACCUUUUUAAAAAUGGCCAUACGGGAAUUAAAAGUGUGUCUUCUAGGAGAUACAGGAGUGGGCAAGUCUAGUAUUGUAUGUCGUUUUGUACAGGACCAUUUUGACCACAACGUUAGUCCAACGAUAGGGGCAUCGUUUUUAACCAAGACGGUGCCGUGUGGACAUGAACUACACAAGUUCCUCAUCUGGGACACAGCAGGACAGGAAAGGUUCCACUCGUUGGCUCCCAUGUACUACCGAGGCUCUGCCGCCGCUGUCAUAGUCUAUGACAUCACCAAACUGGACUCUUUCCAGACACUGAAGAAAUGGGUGAAGGAGCUGAAGGAGCACGGUCCUGAGGACAUCAUUGUUGCCUUGGCAGGGAACAAGAAGGAUUUGGGUGACAUCAGGGAAGUUCCUAUGAAGGAAGCUAAGGACUUUGCUGAGUCCAUCGCAGCUAUCUUCAUGGAGACCAGCGCCAGAAACGCUGUCAAUGUGGAGGAGCUCUUUCAGAAGAUCAGUAAACAGAUUCCACCUCUGGAGAAUCCAGACGUUGACGGCAACGAGCCCUUCAAGAUAACCCGGCAGUCUCCUCCGUCUAACAAACUCUGCUGCUAGUAAGACUACUGCUGAGUCCCAAAUAGACACAGAGCACCCUACCACGCCUAGACCAUAGCACCCUACCCCCCCCCCACAUUUCCUCUUAGGGAACAAGGAGUUUAGGGAACAAGGAGUUUAGGGAACAAGGAGUUUAGGGAACAAGGAGUUUAGGGAACAAUGAGUCGGUUCAGAAUUCUGCAUCAGAUUUGCCAGUGAGAUUAUCACUGGCCUUGGUUCCACACAUACACAGCUGCAUGGAUCACAGGGUCCACAAUGCAACAUUGUAAUACACUGCUGUGUGGCUCAACUACUCACAGUCCACCUCCACACAGUCCACCAUGCAUGUACGGUACAUUGGUCUCAGGGGAGAGGAGGACGACAACAUGGCUUUGGCUUGUGAUAGAUCAGACCCUCUCACCUGUAGCAUAGUAACCAGCGUGUCCAGGUGCAGAAACCACCCCUAUAACCCAGAUAAGGAUACAGUAACCCAUAGAAAGAUACAAUAACCCAUAGACAGAUACAGUAAGCCAUAGAAAGAUACAGUAAGCAAUAGAAAGAUACAAUAACCCAUAGAAAGAUACAGUAAGCCAUAGAAAGAUACAGUAAGCCAUAGAAAGAUACAAUAAGCCAUAGAAAGAUACAGUAAGCCAUAUAAGGAUACAGUAACCCAUAGAAAGAUACAGUAAGCCAUAGAAAGAUACAGUAACCCAUAUAACGAUACAGUAACCCACAGAAAGAUGCAGUAACCCAUAGAAAGAUACAGUAAGCCAUAGAAAGAUACAGUAACCCAUAUAAGGAUACAGUAACCCACAGAAAGAUACAGUAACCCAUAGAAAGAUACAGUAACCCAUAGAAAGAUAUAUAAAGAUACAGUAACCCACAGAAAGAUACAGUAACCCAUAUAAGGAUACAGUAACCCAUAGAAAGAUACAGUAAGCCAUAGAAAGAUACAGUAAACCAUAGAAAGAUACAGUAGGUAGACAUUUCGCCAUAUUUCUUAUACGUCCUCUCAGAUUGACUCCAGUGCCUUGGUAAGGUGUGUUGUAAGUGUCAUUUCUGGACUGGGCCUGUGUGUGCUGACUCAGGAGGGGAAACCAGUUUGUCGCCCUCUAGUGUUUUUGGUUAGAGAUUAACAUCAGAAAAUGGAUCCUGAAGUUACACACAAUUUAAAGGAGAACUGCACUUCCUGAUUUGGCCACGUUUUUCAUCAAUUCUCAUUAAGAAAUGCUAACGGCCAUGACUGAAGGUAAACAAACUGUUGUCACAAAGUUGGAAGCACAGAAUCGUCUAGAAUUGAAUUGUAUGCUGUAGCGUUAUGAUUUCCCUUCACUGGAACUAAGGGGCCUAGCCCGAACCAUGAAAAACAUCCCCAGACCAUUAUUCCUCCUCCACCAAACUUUACAGUUGUCACUUUGCAUUGGGGCAGGUAGAGUUCUGGCGUCUGCCAAACCCAGAUUUGUUCAUCGGAUUGGCAAAUGGUGAAGCGUGAUUCAUCACUCCAGAGAACACCUUUCCACUGCUCCAGAGUCCAAUGGCGGCGAGCUUUACACCACUCCAGCCGACGCUUGGCAUUGCGCAUGGUGAUCAUAGGUUUCUGUGCAGCUGCUCAGUCAUGUAAACCCAUUUCAUGAAGCUCCUGACAAACAGUUAUUGUGCUGACGUUGCUUCCAGAGGCAGUUUGGAACUUGGUAGUGAGUGUUGUAACCGAGGACAAACUAUUUUUAUGCACUUCAGUAGUCGGCGGUUCCGUUCUGUGAGCUUGUGUGGCCUACCACUUUGCGGCUGAGCCGUUGUUACUCCUAGACAUUUCCACUUCACAAUAACAACACUUACAGUUGCCUGGGACAGAAAUUUGAUAAACUGACUUGUUGGUAAGGUGUUGUCCUAUGAUGUGCCAGGUGGGCAGGGUUUGCACAUUUUAGACUAUUCCAUUGGUCCUCCUUAAAGAGAGAUCUCCGUCAUAGCGAAUACGCCCAGUCUUUUCCCAGAAAACAUGGUGCCACCAUGUGUUAAAAGGCAAAAGGGGGCAUGAAUUGUUGACAUGAUUGUAAUCCCAAACCCUCAAGUAAGUCAUGACUCAGUCAUUUACCGAACUCUUGUUUUGACCGAGACUGACUUUAUGACCAAAAAUUAUCAAAUUUUUUAACUUUCUAGUCAAUUUUGCCAUUUAGAAAUGAAAGAUUCUGACUCAUAGUGAUGUCACAAAGGCUGUUUUAAAAAUGGAGGAGUUUAUUCUAAGGGGCAGUCGACCUUUAAAAAACAAUAGACAGAGACUUUUAUACGCAUACUGGGAUAUGUUUUUAUUUCAUAGUUAGCAGCACAAUAAAAAAAAAAAAAUAAACAUUUAAUCUUGAAAAUCGAAACAUGUUAGAUCUCAUCUCUAACGCGCUGAACAUGAACAUUUGGAUAAAUUGCACAAAUAAUAAAUAAUCUAGUUGAGUUUAAUGACGUUUAAUAAAAUGACAAAAAUAUUCAUGCAGACUAGAGAUUACGUUCUGAAUUCUUAUACGAUAUAUAGAGAUUACAAUCCAAAUUCUCAUUCCAGAAUAUGCAGUCAACAGUUGAGCAGAUCUAGUGAUUGCAUUGUUGCCUUGUGACUCCAGUAUUGCUUAGAUCGAUAGAUAGAAUCCCUUUGUAGCUGACGAUAUUGAUAUUGAUUUCAUGAAUUUGGUCUCGCCAACCGUUGUCUUUUUCCCCAUUGAAAUGCUGGUAUAGAAUAUGUAUUUUGAGAAUGUAUAAGGUGUUCAAAAUGUAUAUUUGAAGGACGAAGUAGCAUGCAUUCGAAUACCUGAGUUGCCAUGUGUUGUUUGUUUUUUGCUAUGUUGUAACGAACAUCCAUAUGUUGUUAUUAUUAUGUAAUAUUGACCAACUACUGAAAAGGGGCCACUAUCACAAUAAAUACAACUAUUGACAAUUAUAAGGCCAGAUGAGCAGAUUGAUUGAUCGGUGGACUAACUACUGUAUCUGUGAGGUAAUAUAGCCUCUUCGAUUCAACCACUCGGGUGUGGAUUUUAAAUAGUCUUUUUUUUUUUAUUAUUGGGAUUUUAAAGUGGAACUUUUAUGUAGCUAGUUCCUGUACUUUCUCAGGAAAAACAAUGACACAGUAUUAAUGACUACAUUUAAUGACUACAUUCCCAAUGUGGUGUUGGUAAUAGCUGAAUUGCCGUAAAGUAGACCGAGUUAAAAGGAUGUGUAGAACUGUACAACAUGUGUACCUUUUUGUAAGUAUAAAGCUGAGUUUACAGCAACAGUCCUUGCGGAUCUAACAGUGUCAUAUGUUUGGAUUAAAAAAAAAUAAAAAAUACUUUGUGGGAAGAUACUGUAGAGGAGACAGAAAAGAUUGUCCAUGUUUUUUUUCUUCUGUUUGACAUUCGUCUGUGUACAGUUAUACACACACACACACACACACACACACACACACACACCAGAGGUGUUAGCUCACAAUACUGAGAUGUAGUAUUCUGUACAAACUUGACAAAUAUCAAAUGUCUUCCCAGCCUGAGUUUGCCUUUAACCAUUUAUACAUACAGUCCAUUCUGCAAUGCAAACAAUUGCCUUUGUCUUCCCUCUGUAGACAAAAUCUAAUAUGACAUUUAUUAUUAUUAUUAUUAUUAUUAUUAAUAGUUUAAAUUGUUACUUUUUUGUGUACUUGACUCAAGUUAUUUACUUUUCUAUAUAUAACACAAUAACAUUUUAUGUAUUAAUCUGUCUGAUAAUAAAGUGGUAUUAUUUGUA
This is a messenger RNA of Salmo salar (Atlantic salmon), 4577 nucleotides long. RefSeq names its product ras-related protein Rab-31. The record is from RefSeq and is a predicted model, not a curated record. Gene Ontology annotation, molecular function: GTP binding; GTPase activity. NCBI's taxonomy places the organism in Eukaryota, Metazoa, Chordata, Actinopteri, Salmoniformes, Salmonidae.